CAAACAGUGUUUUAGUCAAUCUGGCCUAUUGCUGCGUUAUGACAAUUGGCCCCUUUCCUUGUUCACCUGCCAUCCCCCCCGCUGGGUCCCGCCACACCACUCAGAUUCAGAGUAUCACGGACGAAUCGCGUAACUCGAUCCGGAGAAAGAACCAGAGCACCUCUGAGGGCACAAACCUCAGCCGGCAAUCCUCAACAGUGGAGGACAAUCAGGAGGACGAGGCCCAGCUAAUCCACGACAGAAACACAGCGUCUCACGCCACGAUAAACGACAAGGCGGAAGGCGGGCUCGACCGGGUUCACAUGACCUGGACCAAGGAGAAGCUGUUCACGGAGCGCAACCGCAACCGCGAGUGCAACUCCAACGUGGUCGUACGAGACCUGUUCAACAUGAAACCAGAGUGGGAGAGUCUGAACCAGUCAAAUGUCCGCCGGAUGCACACGGCUGUGAAGCUGAACGAGAUGGUGGUCAACAAGUCGCAGGGAGCCCAUCUGGUUCUGCUCAACAUGCCCGGACCACCCAGUAACAGAGGAGGAGACGAAAACUACAUGGAGUUCCUGGAGGUUCUCCUCGAGGGUCUGAACCGGGUCCUCCUGGUGCGAGGCGGGGGCCGCGAAGUCAUCACCAUCUACUCUUAGGAAAACACAAAAAAACUCUUACGCCCCAUCCUGCACACACGGACUUUUGCCAUGGAUACCAGUCACCGGGCAAUUUUCGGGGAAGAAGCCUAAUUUGUUUUUUAUGAAUGGCGGGGUUGUUGGAAGGCGGGACCACUUGUAAUUGACUGAUGGUUUGAAGGACGUCAGGAAGAAGCGUUUAAUCAGUGGACUGGUGGAGAGAAGGAAGCACAGUGUGCGUCCACGCUGUACCCCUGCAUGUGGAAGAUAGAGCAUAGAGACACUUUAUAUUGUUCAUUUUACUCUGAAAAAUUAUGUUCUGUUACAUCUUCAUAUUCUUUCCCUCUUUUGUUGAUGUUUUCAAGUUACUGGCACUCGCUGUGUAAAGAUAAGCAAAGAAGUGAACGUGCGCCGUUGAUAUGAUCCUCGUAGUCUGUUAUUUUGUAUGGUGCACUGUGGGAGGUGCAGAGACAUUUGCUGAGAACUGAGAAAAACAUGCAUAUCGAAGACAGACUUUGAACAAUGCUUACUAAAUAAUUACAUUUAAAAUAACUUUCUAAGAUACUAGUUUCAGUAUAAACUACAAAAGAGCAAGCAGUCAGUUUAAAAGCUGUAUAAAACAUCCUAGGUCGUCAUCUGUCGGUGUUCUGUGGUUGUUCGCCUUUUCAAUGAUUCACUGAAGGAUGUUGGCUCACUUCCUGUUUUCAGAUCACAGGUACUUGAUCAUUGUCAACAUCUCCCACCUUCAUAUAUCGGGAAAAAUAGCCAUAGGUAAUUUAAAGGACCCUUUGUAAGCUUUAUAAGAUGACAUACUUAAUGCAUACAUAUUUAUGGUGGCUAACGUAGUGCUCAGUUGGGAGUAACUAUAUAUCUUUUUUAAUCCGAGGGCUGUUUGACAGCGUGCAGUAGUUUAAUACAAUAGUAGAUUGGCAAUGUUGACUUUGCACUACCUAUCUUUCAGCACUUAAUUCAUUGUGAACUGUCCUCUGGUUCCAUCGCCUAUAGUGACACUUUCCACUGGCUGACACACGGCUACAUUGUGCAGAGAGAUACUGAGCAGAAUAUAAUUCCACACUAUUUAAUACUCAGCGUUGUUUUUAUAAUGUUUUACCUGACAGAACUCUUUAGGCUCUGAGCCCCAGACUGAGUAGAUUUAUUGUAAUGAGCAUGUGUAGGAGAAAAAGUGCCAAAAUGAAACAAAAGAAACUGUGGAAGUAUUAUUGAUUCAUCUUUAAGCCACAAAAUAGUAAUCGCUUUUUAUUACAUUGACAAUCUUUAAAAAAAUUAAAAGCACAAUUACUUUUUUUAUGAUAGAGUUCAUCCCUGUUAGAAGGCUUUUAACAUUUCUAAAAAUGCAACAAGUAGUGGAAUUUCCAGGACCAUUCAAAGAUGGUUCAAAUGCUGCACAAAAUAAUUGUAAAAAGGGAAGAAGGAAAACGAAUUCAACCCUUCCUCGUGUGUACCUCCACAGUUUCUCUUUAUAUUAGCUGCAGUAUGUUGCGAAGCAGAAAGUCGAGUUCUCCUGAAGUUCUUUGUAGGAAAAUGAGAACUUCAGAUUGCCAGUUAAGCAACAUCCGUGUUUUGUUGUGUUUUUGUUCAGUUGCUUACGUAUGUUACUAUAUAGUUAUGGUCUCUGUAGUGUUUGUUGAAUUAUAUUUGAUCUUCUGUUACUUUAAGUGUUCAUUUUUCCGUGUGAUUUUUAUGGAAGGAGGCAGAGAGUGUGUGUGAAGACGGCAGCAGAUGUGUUUUGUUCCAGCCAAUCAGAAAACACGUCAUGCACAAACACACUAACCCCCCCCCCCCCCCCCUCGGGAUACAGUGGCACCCUGGACUGAAAGUAAAAAAGAAAUCAGAGUGAAGCGACCAGGGUACAAAGGAAGGGUUCAAAUAACUCUGUCAAUAUAUGCAGUUCAAACAAUUUCAGUUUCCUUGUUCAGUUUUAUAUUUUAAGCACCAAAGAUAAAACAUAGUUCUGUAUAAAUAAACUUGAAAUUGUCUAGUUUUAAGACGUGAGAAACCUUGAAAGUUGUAAAGAUAAAUUAUUAAAGUUGUGAAAUUGUUUUCAAAUCGGUUACUGGGCUUAAUAGCAGUAGCUACGCAUACAGAAAACACGAAACCCUCAAAAAAGAGUUACUGGAGGUAUAUAGAAUUGUCCGCAGUGUGUUUUUCACAGCUCUAAUGUUUGAGGUGACUGGAGAAAGAAAUCUACCUCAAGGUGUCACUGAGGCUUGACCGGAGAAAAAGAAGCGUGUUCAAUCACAUCUCUCUUUCAGAACUGAUGUUACAAAUGGUUUCAUGAAAGGGAAAAGGCAUCGGUGAUGUGCGAGGACGUGCAGAAUAGUGUGCGUUUGUGUGUGUGUUCCUGAGGUGAAGCUGUUUCUGUUUCUGCUGUUGUCAGGCUCAUAGCAGGCCUCAGUCUGGAUCAGGAAGUCGAUGUGGGCGCACACAUAGAGAAGGGUAGCCCUGUCAAUUGUAUUUGUGCCUCUGAGUAAUUAUUAAAAGUGCUGAAAUAAACCAAAA
Notothenia coriiceps (black rockcod) is the source of this 3137-nucleotide messenger RNA. RefSeq names its product solute carrier family 12 member 7-like. NCBI's taxonomy places the organism in Eukaryota, Metazoa, Chordata, Actinopteri, Perciformes, Nototheniidae. The record is from RefSeq and is a predicted model, not a curated record. Gene Ontology annotation, molecular function: potassium:chloride symporter activity. Bases 39 to 638 code for a protein of 199 amino acids. The transcript has 5 exons. Gene Ontology annotation, cellular component: plasma membrane. Gene Ontology annotation, biological process: potassium ion import across plasma membrane; potassium ion homeostasis; chloride ion homeostasis.